AUGAAGAUCAUUUAGCUUAGAUUCAAGAAUUAUUGGGUAAAUUUCCUUAUGACUAUGGAACAUGAGGAGCAAAAGCUAAAGUAUGAAUAUAAAUUAAAUAAAUCGAUACCCUUCUCAGAAUGGAGUAAUGAAGAGAAUUCAACAUUUACAUUUCUGGAAUUUAUAUAUUGUUUUGUCUGAGAAAUAUAGAUUCAAGAAUUAAGAAGCUUUGUCAUUCUUUUCAUUUAUUUACCAAUGUUAUAUUAGAUGCCAGAGUAUCGUACAACUGCUUAGGAAACACUUAUGAGAGAAUUAUGUUGUAAUGUGAGUAGCGGAUAUGUUUUGAAAUGUUAUAUAGAUCAAGUGUUCCAAUUCUAAAAUUUCAGAGAAUAUAUUGGAUUAUCUUGUUUACUUAAAAGUCAGUUAGGUCGAUUAUUUCAAUAUGCUAAGGAAAAAUUAGAGUCUUCUAUAUCCCAUUUAUAUAUUAGUCAUCAAAUGACAAUCCUGCUAAUUUUAAAAACUUCCAAAUAUUAUAACAACCUCUACUCAGUAAGGGUACUUAUUUAUUUCCAACUGCUUUUUUAGCUAUAGCUUACUAUUCGACAAAAACUACAAACACUUUUUAAAUGAUAUGUUGGCUUUUUGUUUAGAUUGAAACUACUGUUGAUAGAACUAAUGCAGGGAAAUGUUUUUUGAUGAACAGGUCCACAUCAGCAGAAACUUAAUUAUUGCUUGCUAAUAGCUUAAAUUAUAGAAUUCUAGAGGACAUAAAAUCAAAGGCAGUGUUGAUUAUUUAUUACCUCAUAUUCUGCUUAAGUUUAUAAUCGAUAAUACUUCUACAAAACAGUUAAAGGAGUCAAAAAUCUUAUUAUUUCUGUAACAUUUUAAGAAGUAAAUUGUCAAAUUUUGACAGUAUAUCUUUAUUCUUCCAUCCAUUAAUUUCUAAAUAAACUCAAUAUGGAAUAGUUUUGUAUAAAAAAGCAAUAAUUAUCAUAAUACAACCAGUAGUAACGAUAUAAAUGCAGUUUUUGUUAUAUUUUUGGAUUUAUCUGAUUGAUAUUUGA
This is a messenger RNA of Paramecium primaurelia, 1043 nucleotides long. The record is from the annotation of a GenBank genome assembly. Lineage: Eukaryota; Ciliophora; Oligohymenophorea; Peniculida; Parameciidae.